Messenger RNA from Cydia splendana, 607 nucleotides. RefSeq names its product lysozyme-like. Bases 76 to 492 code for a protein of 138 amino acids. Gene Ontology annotation, molecular function: lysozyme activity. Lineage: Eukaryota; Metazoa; Arthropoda; Insecta; Lepidoptera; Tortricidae. The record is from RefSeq and is a predicted model, not a curated record. The transcript is spliced from 3 exons.
UCAAUCAUUACCGCCAGCAAACGCUGCAAAGAGCUGUAGUUACUUUCUGUUGAACUAUUCGUGGUGUAGUGAACGAUGACCAAACUCGUGUUGGUAGUAUUGGGGGCAUUGGUGGCGCUGGCGGCGGCGAAGCAGUUCGAGAAGUGCGAGCUGGUGCGCGAGCUGAGGAAGCAAGGCUUCCCCGAACCCCAGAUGAGAGACUGGGUGUGCCUGGUGGAGAAGGAGAGCGGUUUCCGCACGGACGCGAUCGGCAAGCUGAACGGAGACAGCUCCUGGGACCACGGGCUCUUCCAGGUCAACGACCGCUACUGGUGCACGCGCGACGGCCCGCCCGGCCUCGAGUGCAACGUCUCCUGCGCAGCGCUGCGCACGGACGAUAUCACCGCAGCGGCGACCUGUGUGAAGAAGAUCUUCGCGCGCCACGGCUUCGGCGGCUGGACGGCCUGGAAGGCGCACUGCCAGGGCGCCAAGCCCGACAUCUCCAGCUGCUAGAUGCUCAUAUGUAGACACACAUAAUAUGCUCAACUUAAUAGAACUGAUUUUUUUUUAUAAUUUCCACCAAAACUACUGCCAUUACUUUUCUCCGCAGAAUUAUUUUUAUUUCUGU